CUGAGCGCUCGACAGCUGGACGAAACCACAUCUUCCUACGAGUGGUUCAGCUCAGUAUUCGAGGGACGGAACCCUGUGCUAUCGGACACAGCACCCGAGAUGUAUCGAGCGAACCUUUACUUCCACCCGCACCCACAUUAUCCCAAGAACUCCACGGUCCCGGGAGCAUAUCCUUCCUCCGUCGUCAAGGGCCACAACAGUACCGAGUUCACUCGCACCAUUCAGCUCACCGUAGACAAAUCUUCGGCACCAAUUGGUCGGAGUAGUAGGAACGAGGCCAAAGGACUCUUCGCGGCUGCCAACAACGGCUUCUUCGAGAGUCCCGUCAUGAGCAGGGCGCACGCCGAGGUCCGUAUGGUUUUGGAACCCCACCGCAAGAUCAUCAUCCAAGAUACAAAAUCGAUGCACGGGACUUUCGUCAAUGGGCUACAGCUCCACCCGAACGAGACCGCCGAACUUCAGCAGGGUACAGAGGUCACAUUCGGAGCUGAGGUCACUAGAGGUGAUGAGGUCUAUCCUGCGAAGACCUUUCGCUGCGAAGUUGAGUGGGAACGUCUGAGGUCACCCAGUCCUCGUCCUUCGGAGAACAAAACACGUGGUGGCUACGGAGUGACUACCCAGGAGUUGGAGUAUGAGAGCAAUGAGGAAGAUGAAGAGGACGAUGAGUUCGACGUGGAAGAGAUGGACGAGCACUCGGAGGACGACGAGCACAUGUCCGACAGUUCAGCCCGCGCCUCUUCCCCGGCAGCUUCUGUUCCCCAGUCACCACCUCGUGAAAGGUCGAAGGUCACUCCCGACAAUAUCACGGCGUAUUUCCGUGGUGACGAUCUUCCCGAGAGCCACGAGAGGUCUACCAAAGAAUCUUUCAAGCAUCUGCAUGACGUGGUACGUGAGAGGUACGGUCUCAAAGCUAGGAAGCUCAGGGAGCUGAUCGAUCGUGAGUUCGAGGCGUCGGCGGAACUUGCCGAAAAAGACGACUGCCCUCCCCUGCGGACAUCAACCAUUCAUAGCCUCGUGAAUAACACUCAUACCGAGAGCACUAGCAAGUCAAUCAGGGUUAUUGAUCUUGUUGAAGACGAUGAAGAUGCAGGCGCUGUCGAGGACAUUGAGCCGGCUACCUUCCACUCUUCAAAGGCGUAUACGGAGAAGUUUGACAGUCGGAGUCUCGGGUCGGUCGAAGUUGUCGAGAGUAUGUCUGAUGCUGAGGAAGACGAGGAUGAGGAAGACGACGAGCAAAUGCUUCCGGAAUCAGAUGACGAUGAUGAUGAUCAUGUCUCUAUGGAUGAAGAGGAAGACGUUAAGAUCAAGGAUGAUGAGAUUAAUGCCUCCAUCCAGGAAUCCUCAAUCGCCCCCGAGAAUAAAACUAUUUCCAAGAUCACCGAAGAUAUCGCUACGUCCGAACCUUCAUCGCCUCCCGAUGUCAUGAGUUCCAAAGCCCCGAAUAUGUGGCCAACCUCGGAACGUAUGGGCUCGUUUAUUCCAGUCCGUGAAGCCGUUUCUGUGCUUCCCCCCAUUGGAAGGUUAGAUAGCAUCCCGCUCAUCCAGCAACAUCAACCCCCUCAGCAAGCACUAGUACCGCCCCCACCAGCUCCAUUUCCACCAGCACCACAAGUUCCCGCCACACACGGACGCUGGGUUCCCAACAACCAUAUGGACAAACGCGAGUUCUUCGAAUCGAGAGCAAAGAACUUCGCAAGGGUAAACGCAGAGCAACCCCACGCCAUCGACUCGUUUUAUAUCCCUCAGUGGGCUGGCAUCGCCGAUUUCUCCCAACCACACGAUAAAUCUGAUAUGAUCAAGAAUACUCCUCACAUCUUGGGGUCUUUCUUGCAUGAUAAGCUCGCCGAAGAGAUGGAAAAGGGCAUCACUCAAGAAGCGACGGGCGCUAAAUCCUCGGUCACUGCCGCCGCUGUCGACGACCUGGAGAUGGACGAGGACUGCGAUCUCGAUGAAGAGUCGUCUCUCGAGAUGGGAGAUUUUUACGAAGCGAGCAGCGACGAGGAAGAGUACACAAAGGACGAGAUCGACGAGAUGUUUGGGGUCCCAAAUACGCCAACUAGGAAGGAAACCUCGAAGGGAAUUAAAGCCGGUUACAGCAAGUUUUCGAUCGAAGACAUGAUGAACCACGAGUCGCCGAAGGGAAAGGCCGGAACCCCGACACCAACCCCGAUCCCUGCGAGUCCGCCACGAAAGGAACGACCUAGAUUUUCGUGUGGAUACACAAGGAGGAAGAAUGCAUCCCCAGUUUCGGAUAUCCCCUACAUCCUCAACAACACGCCUCCGCCUAGCCUUAAGCGCAAGCGUGCGAACACUGAAAGCUCCAUGCCCGAAAUCCCGCCGGCGCCAGUAUUCGAGCAGACACUGCCCGAUGCGCCCGAAGUUGGUGUGGGCAAGGUCGCCUAUCCCUCGCUGUCGGCUGAUCAGGGCGCAGUUGGGGAGGAGGUCGAGGCGGAGGUCGAGGCGGCGGCAGAGGUCGAGGCGGAUGUGGCUGUGGAAGAGGUUGAGGAGCGUCCCUCGAAGAGAGUCAAGUCAGAGAGGCACGGUAUGAGCUACACGGGCUUAGCGGCGGCCACCAUGGCCGGAUUUGUCAUGGGAGGCGUUGGAAUGUUUGCCGCGCUUGUCGCUUCCGCCCAGUAAAAAAGGCAGCACAAGUACAACGUUUUUGUGUGUCCAAUACUCCAGUCAUGUCGGGUUUCCUUCCAUCUCCGCCGUUAAUCAUGCUAUUUUUUCUUUCUGCUCGUCGUUUUUUCUUUCUUUCAAUUUUUAUUCUUUGUUCUGCCACUUACAGGUGUACAUUUUUUAUGGUCUGGCGCCCUGGGGAAGGUAUUCGGAGGAUGUGGGAUGUUCUGGGUUCGGUUGAUACGCCGUGGAUGGAAGGCGUGGUUGGCAGGCU
This is a messenger RNA of Tricharina praecox, 2893 nucleotides long. RefSeq lists its product as uncharacterized. The record is from RefSeq and is a predicted model, not a curated record. Bases 100 to 2637 code for a protein of 845 amino acids. The transcript is spliced from 5 exons. Gene Ontology annotation, molecular function: protein binding. NCBI's taxonomy places the organism in Eukaryota, Fungi, Ascomycota, Pezizomycetes, Pezizales, Pyronemataceae.